This is a messenger RNA of Venturia canescens, 4891 nucleotides long. RefSeq names its product zinc finger protein 808-like. The transcript has 2 exons. Gene Ontology annotation, cellular component: chromosome. The record is from RefSeq and is a predicted model, not a curated record. NCBI's taxonomy places the organism in Eukaryota, Metazoa, Arthropoda, Insecta, Hymenoptera, Ichneumonidae. Gene Ontology annotation, molecular function: chromatin insulator sequence binding. The coding region runs from base 185 to 4228 and encodes 1347 amino acids. Gene Ontology annotation, biological process: regulation of transcription by RNA polymerase II.
ACGUGAAAUGCUGAUCGACAGUACGGACCUAACCUAACUUUUCUUGGACUCGGGUUUUUUCAUUCAUCGUUCACAAAAAUUUUGGAGGCAAGAAUUUUCACUUCGGCGGACUGAUUUUCUAAAAGUUCGAUUGUAACGAAGACAAUUCAAGGAACUGUGGAAGAAAAAAGAAAAAUUCGAGGACAUGACUAGAAAAAAAAGUAAAUCUGCGUCAAAAAGAGCUGUGACAAAGAAGGUUAAAAAUAAAGUGGUCAAUCGGAGUACUCGUUCAAAAAAUGAAUCGAUUAACAGCGAAAUUCAGAAUCUUAUCAAUAAGACCAAUAGCAAAGGAUUCCAACAAUAUAAUACCUUGAAGAAGCCACUAAAACGUUUAAAGAGUCUUAAAAAAUUUCCAAAACUGAAUAAAUUUCAGUGUAGAGUGUGUCGUCUGGAUUUUCUAAACCAGCUUUCAUUUCGAAAUCACAAAAAACGAUUCCGGCGUGCUAAUUAUAGCUGCAUUGAAUGCGACACAGAAUUUACGGACAGAGAACAAUUGGGAAUUCAUUUCGAGCACACCCAUACGGGCGUCUCUAUUCCCGGAUACCCUCAUAAGUGCCACGUAUGCGGUCAGGUUUUUAUGCACAAAGCUUUCCUGCACGCUCAUUUAUGUCACAAUCAUAAACAAAACUGGCAUGCUACGAAUAUUUUGUCAAUUAGCAAUGGGAAAAUAACGUGGGACAAAACUGAGUGGGGAGAGAUUAUAGAAAAUUCUGUUCGAAGCUUGGAAAAAGUAACAAGUGAAAAGUUUAAUCAGAUUGGUAGCAAUGUGAGUUUCGAAAACUAUGGUUGUAUGGAAAGUGAAAUGGCAAUUGUUAAAAAAGAGGUAGGAGCUCAAGAAAUAACAAUUCGUCAUAAACGUCAUACUAACUCGCUAGAACUGAAAAAUAAGAAUCGUAUACUGAAUAAGAGCGAUGCCGACCUCAGGACACAGUACGCUUGCAAACCGUGUUACGUAUUAGUGCAAAAACUGAGUCUAAAUACAAUACCUGUAUUUGUCUGCAAACUCUGUAACGUGAUUUUUCCUUCAGAGGAAUUGAAAAAAAAUCAUAUCACCGGUGCUCACACAUUUGUAGAAUCAACGAUAUGUGAUAAAAGGCUACCAACCGAAAGUUGGAUGCGCCGUCACUUUCGCGAUGAACAUUCAAUAGGCUGUGAUGAGAACGAGACGUGUGUGUGUGGCAAAAAUAUGCAUGUGCCUGCAACGCUUGAAGAACAUUUUUUCCAGCAUUCCAUGCGCACUUAUAUAUCGGCACUGAAGCCUUUAACUGUGGCUUAUAAGUGUCGGCCAUCAGAAAAGACUGAAGUUUGUAAUAACUGCGGCAAAACUUUCUGGUUGAAAACUUGUCUCGAAAUUCAUAAUCGAGACUGCAGUCAAGUGAUCGCUGAUUCAUCGGACCCAAUGACUCUGCAAGUUAACUCAAAACGUAGGAUCGGCCAAGAGACAAUUGACUUCAAUGAAGUUUUUUGCCGCGUUUGUUGCGCCCAAUUUUCAACACGAAUAGCACUUUUAAAUCACAUUCGUUUCUACGCCAGAACGAAGCGAUAUCGUUGUCAUAUAUGUGGCGCUUCAUUCAAUGGAAAAAGUUUAUUGAAAACCCAUACACGUGAUGCUCACACCUUUCAUACCGCUUAUUAUUAUAGCUGUUACUGUAUAAUUUGCGAUCAAGGCUUCGCCAAGAAAAUCUAUCGUCGCAUACACAUAGCGCAUGUACACGGUGAAAAAUAUCCUAUCAAAAUGACGAGCAAACCAACGAUUGAAAGCAGAUGUAAUUAUGAUAAACGCUUGGAACAUGAUGAUAAUGAUCGAAAGUGCCUAAUUUGUAAUCUUCAGUUUGUUAGCCGAAAACUUUUCAUUGAGCACAUCAACUAUUUCAAAACGGAAGAAACGAUCGUUUGUGGUAUUUGCAGUCAGUCACUUCAAGGUCAAUACAAUGCUCAUCGUCACUACAAAAUGUGUCAUUAUCCUGCCGAUAUACGAGAAGUAUACCAGCACAAGUGUCCGAUUUGUAAAGAAGCUUUUGCAUUCAAGUUGCAUUUAAAAUCACACGGUAAACAUGUCCACGGGAAAAAUAUUCAUGGUAUAAAUCUAAUGAGGAAGCAAAAUAACGAGAAGAUUGGUGAUUGCUCCGCGACGUUGUCUACAUUGGGAGUUGUUAGAUAUCACAUGUGUGCUAUUUGUGAGGUGAGCUUCCCAAAUCUUGAUUUCUUGACUGCUCAUCAAAUGGAAUACGAAAUGAAUGGAAAAUUCGUAUGUCCACGAUGUGGAAGAAGAUGUGGCACAUCAACUUCGCUGCUUGAUCAUUUAUCGUUAAAUCACUCCACCGCUAUCCAUGACAGUAUCAAGUGUCGAAGGUGUGACGAAUAUUUCCUCACACCAGCAAUAUGGGUAUCACACAUGAAGCACUGUCACAUGACUGAUGCGAUACAAUUACCGGAAACAUUUCUGGAGUCACAUAUAAACUUCUUAAACAAAUUCCAAGUUACGGAGCUGAAAUCUUUACCAGUCUGUAAACAAAUUUCUAAUGUCGCGAUGAGUACGCAGGCUGCGCACCAAUCGAAUCGUAACUCAACGAAAAAAAAGUUGGUGAAUUCGAAACAGCAUGAAUGUGAGACAGCAGAAUUAUUAAGUGAGAACGACGUCGAAAAACAAAUUGUAAUCGAUAUUACCGAGGAAAUUGGAAUUGAGCGUGGACAAAUGAUUUGCAGUAGUAACAUACUAAGUACGGAGAAAAAAUGGCACUGCCGUAUAUGUGGUAUCGAUUGUCUUGGAGCCGAUGGACUUGCAAAGCACAAUGCCCGUUACGCGAACGAAGGUCGUUACAAAUGUGAAAUCUGCGCCAGAAGAUUUAAGUCGAUGAAAGCCUGUCAGGAACACGUACUGAUUCAUCGUUGUCGAAAGAUUAAAAAUGUUUACCAAUGUGAAGUGUGCCAUGAAUCAGUCGGUAACCCAACCGCGUUGAAAUCACACAAUGCUCAUUUCCAUGAUGGGAAGACUCGAACUCUUGAAGCUGUAUCACCACGUUUUGACAAAGCAUCUAACUCGCAGAUCUCCAUCUGUUCAUCGCAGUCUAAUAGUAUGAUGCCGUGUUACAACGGUUCCAGUUGUGCAGGAAAAUGCUCGAUUCUUGAAAAUCAAUUCGUACAAUUAAAUCCCAAUGACGAAUCCGCUGCACUCGACAUCCUUGAUUCUAAGCUUUUGGCAAACGAUGUAAAAAACUGCCCCACCAGUAAAUCGUCUGUAACAAACGUGGAAGGUGAAACUUUGUCGGAUCAAAUCCCGAUGUGCGUUACGGGAGUGAAUUCACUCACCCCUUCGUCAGUUAGCGUGCCGGAAAAAAAGGCUGAAACAUCCGUUGUCCAAUCUACAAAUAAAUAUUUUAUUCGUCAAUCAUUGUUUCAGUGCGAAGUUUGUAGUUCUAUAUUCAACACUAAAUGUUUACUAGAGUCUCACAGAACCAAUAUUCAUAAAAUUGCAGCGGAAGCUACGGAAAAAAAUUUGUUGGUUGUUUUGACUGAGAUAACCGGCAUGGAUAUUAUGAAUUCAGCGACUAUUGGUCAUUUAAUUCCCCUCCCAAAAGAAUCUUUAUCACGUAAAGAUUAUAGCACAUUUAGUGAAGAUCCGUCAAAGUCGGAAACUAGACUUCGUGAUUGCAGCUCUGGCGGCAGUCCAUUAAGAUGCGAACCUUGUGAUUUUGUUUUUCCAACCUCGCAAAUGUUACAACUUCAUAAUAACUGGGUGCACAGCGGAUCGUUUCCGAACAUCGAAUGCACCGAUGUCAGUAAUUUGAAUAGUCCGGCUCCUAUGCCAUCAACGGUUCAGGAUUCUGCGAGGCACAGCUCAUUAUUCGUUGAUGAUUUAUCAAUGGUUUCCGGCCCACAAGCACUUGGAGUAAACGUUGAACAACAGCAAUCAAACAUUAUCAUUCAAACUGUGUCAAUACCAAUUGCCAUAAGUGGGGCAAACAUGAUAAUGCAUGUAACAGGUGAACAAACAUCCUGCGUACAAAAUAAGAUCGAAAGUUCUAUUAAUUCUGAUGCGUGUAAUAGCAAUAGUUUAAAAAGGAGUACACGUUCCUUCACCAAAACGAUGGAUACUUCGAAAAAUAGAAGUGCCAUGAAACGGAAUGAAUCUUCAGCCAAUGCAUGUAAAGGCGUGCUGAAAAAAAUUAAACAAGAACCUAACGACUGAACUGUCAAUUUAGAGUAUGGAUUCGAAUUUAACUGAAAUUGAUUUGGAGUUUCUGGUAACAGAACUUUUGAAUAUUUUUUCUCAUAGUGUGAUAAAAUUUUAAUCAUUGUGAAACAAAAUAAAAGAAUGAUUUAUGGAAUACGCGAGCAUGGAAGAAAUUAACGGGAUAUAGAGGUUGUUAUAUGAUCGAUUUGAUUUGUGCGAUGUUUCAAUCAAUGGCUUCAUCAAGAGUUGUGUUCUCUGACUGAAAGAAUUGGCGUAAUUAGUGUUUGACGAAAUGGUAAUUAAGUUCUGUAAACCCCGAGUGCGAAUCUAAAUGAAACACAUCGAUUAUGUGACACUAUCAAAGUGGCUUCACGGUUUGAAUUGUUAUCCAUUGUUUUACCUGUAUUCGCGUUAAAAGGUGAUGCUACUUCUCUUUGUCAAACAAAAGUAGUUGAAAGAUUAGUCUUUUAAUACGGAUUAUUAUGUUUCAUUAAAUGGUUCAUUUUCAAAGUGAAGUUUUCAUUAUUUACUCUUCGACUCACAAACUUAGUAGUAUUUUACAUUUGUACGGUAGAAUACGAAAUCCAUUAGGAACUAAAAUAUUGCAUGAUUUCUGUAGCCAAAAGGUAUGUACUCUGAAGCGGAUCGAUAAAUAAAUAAGUAUGACAGAAGAUAAAA